ACGCGUCCCCUGACCUAUUGGACAUCUUUCCUAGCCUCUGGAGCGUAUUUUGCAGAACUAAUUCUUCUCGAAAUUAUCGCGAAAUGGUGGAACCAACCGAGUCAGAACAGGAGCAGAGCUCUGAAGCAGUGCAGACUGUGCUGAAGUCGCUUGAUGAUCCAAAAACAGCUGGACUUAUCCUUGAAGAACAAGCAAAUGCUUUGAAGAGUAUUCUAGGAGAUCCCUCUGUGUUGAAACUUGUCAGGGCACAUGACAAACUUGAAGAGGGUCGCAAGCAAGUUGAGACCCCAAACACAGCAGAGCUUGCAAGGGAGGUUACCACAGAACUUGAGCCACAAGUAGCAAAUGAUGAUAGUGCAGCUGAGUUGUCUGGUCUCCUGCAAGAGCCUCAUUUCAUGGCAUUAUUGGAAGUUCAUGAUAAUGUCGCAUUCAAGAAGUACGCAUCACCACCUGCUUCUCCUGGACCAACUGACGAGGCUGGUACUAUGAAUGGCUUUGGUGGGCAGCCCAUCAGAAUGGUUGGCUUACAUAAGCAGCCUAAGAAACCACUGGGGAUGACAUUAGUUGUAGAGAAAGGAGAACUUGUUGUUGCAAGGAUUAUUCAUGGAGGGAUGAUUGACAGACAAGGGCUUCUUCAUGUUGGAGACAGAAUUAAGGAAGUGAAUGGAAGAGACAUGAGUGGAAAUCCUAAAGAACUUCAAGAUUUAUUGCGUGAAUCCACAGGAAAAAUCUUUCUGAAAGUUAUUCCAACUAGUCUGGAGGCACCAGCUUUGAGCCAGGUAUUUGUUCGGGCUCACUUUGACUAUGACCCAGAGAAGGACAAAAUAAUUCCCUGCAAAGAUGCUGGCUUGUCAUUCAAAAUUGGCGAUGUGCUACAGAUUGUCGAACAGGAGGAUCCCAAUUGGUGGCAGGCUAAGAGGACUGAUGGCACAGACGAAGCAGGGAUUAUUCCCAGCCAAAUUUGUGAGGAAAGGAGAAGAUCGUUUGUCAAGAAGGAUAGACCUGGUAGUGGAUUCUUGUGUGGUAGCAAAAAGAAGCAGAAGAUAAUGUACAAGUCUGCAAAAAAUGCUGAUUUCGAUAGACACGAAAUGAUUAUCUAUGAAGAAGUUGCCAAGAUGCCACCUUUCCACCGCAAGACUCUAGUACUUGUUGGUGCUCAAGGUGUGGGUCGAAGAACAUUGAAAAACAGGAUCAUCCUGUCUGACAGGGCAAGAUUUGGUACUACAAUACCCCACACAACACGUGAGCCACGAGAAGGCGAAGAAAAUGGCAAAGGUUACAACUUUGUAAGCCGAGAAGAAAUGGAGCAAGACAUCAGAGCUGGAAAGUAUCUGGAACAUGGCGACUAUGAGGGAAACUUGUAUGGAACUAAGGUUGACAGUAUUCGUGAAGUCAUGCGCUCAGGGAAAAUGUGUAUUCUGGAUGUUAAUUCUACGGCUCUAAAGAUUCUGAAGACUCCAGAAUUCAUGCCGUUUGUCGUAUUUAUUGCUUCGCCACCCAUUGAGAACCUGAGGGAAAUUCAUAAGCGAGCUACAUCAGAGGGAACUAUCACCAAGAAACAGACGGACGAAGAUCUUCAGAGGACAGCCGAGGAAUCAGAGAAGCUUUUCAACAGCUACUCGCAUUAUUUUGAUAAAGUCAUUGUGAAUGACGACCUUGAUAAAGCCUUGUCUCAACUCAAGGAUUGUAUCGAAGGGCUCAGCUCUGAGCCGCAAUGGGUCCCAGUCAGCUGGGUUUACUGAUUGCCUGAUUACCUCCCCACCCCCCUCCCCCUCAUCCCACAUAACGUUACAGGAGCGGCAGUCAAAAAUUUCACCAGAAAACCUAAAAGGUGCAAGUUUGGAUCUGCUGUAAAUCUCUUUUAAUCCGUUUGCGGUACAUGUAUCAAUCCCUGUGGCGUUUUAUGUCUGUGAUAGUACAGACCACUCCUGUUAUUUUUGUACAGAGUCCUUCUCCUCCUCUCCCCCGAGGUAUUCCUAGUUACUCAAGGGAAUUCAGUUUUAUGAAAAAUGAACGUAUUUGGAAAUCUCAGAAUUGUUUUUAGACUUUUUUUUUUAUCUUAUAGUUGGCCUUUAAUGAUAUCAAGCUUGUUGUUCUUUCAUAUUUUGCGUAGUUAACGAUUGAACCCAAAAACUAUAGCCGCUAAAGUGAACUAUUUGUCUUAUAGACAGCAAUCCUUUUUGUAACUUCCGGACAACUAAGGGCUGACUUCACCACAAUGGUUCCAAAAGAUAAAACAUAGUUUCUCAAGAUUUCUUUGUAAAAUGACGGGUAACUUUGCAAAUCUCGGGUAGUUUGUUCAAAGGUAAAGCUAAAUUUAAGGGCCGUUACACAAUAGUCGAGACGUUUUCUGCGGCGUGCAUAAUUUCAUACAAUUUGAAAGAAUCCACAAAAUAUUCUGAGCCUGGUAAGUUAAAAAAAUACCAAUGUGAAAAGAAUACACCCAUCUAAAAUCAAGGAUGGAGAGGUUGGUCGCAUAUAGCAAUUUGAACUUGGAAAAUUUAAGCUUUAAGUUUUCAAGAUGCAGAAUCUUUGACUUGACUCCUUUCAAGAGUAUCUGGGGAUUUUUCUAAUGAAGAUAGUUUUAAAUGUGUUCAGUUCCUUGUCUAAUACUCUUACAGAAAAUAUUUUGCGCGAAAUCUUUCAUAUGGUGAUUCAAGAAUCUUGCGAAGCAUUGGAGAACUUAAGCAGAGACGUUUUAGAGACUCGGACGGAAACCGGAAGAAGAAUAAAAUAACUGUGAUUUUAGCGCGCAAUAACGUCAAUAUAUCGACCGUAAUGUUAAACUAAUUUGUGCUUGCCGAAAAGGUAUAUGAGAAACAGAUAUGAGAACUUUUAACUUCCGGUCGCCACCCGCAUCUCGAAAACGUUUGUGCGUAAGUUCCAUAUUAAAUUGUUCAGUACGUGAUGAUGAUUCUCGCCUGACGGCUAAGUAUUGAUAGCAAACAAAAAGCAUUGCCUUUGAGACAAAUCACUUUGGAAAAUAACCGUGGUGACAUUUAGUAGAGACAAUUUUAUUAGUAUAGAAGGUUAACUGGUGUUAUUACUCGUGAUGUUUUAGACUGUAGUGCUGUAUAAUUUUUUUUAUUCCAUACAAGAAUAAAAUUUCGAUUUGUGCCUGACCGUA
Messenger RNA from Pocillopora damicornis (cauliflower coral), 3127 nucleotides. Its product is annotated as protein PALS2. NCBI's taxonomy places the organism in Eukaryota, Metazoa, Cnidaria, Anthozoa, Scleractinia, Pocilloporidae. The record is from RefSeq and is a predicted model, not a curated record. Gene Ontology annotation, molecular function: protein binding.